CAGCUCCAAGCCCUGGACUACUUGACUACGACGCAGUGCAUCCUUUCACGAUCUCGUUCUGCUCGUUUUACGCACACGACACUACGCAACACGCACGUACACCAGCCACCAUGUCCAGAGAAGCCGUCAAGACAACCAACGCCCCGACACCGCCCCCGGGCCUGUCGCAGGCAAUAAGGUACAAUGGCAUGGUUUACUGCUCUGGUAACAUUGGCAGCGACCUCAACGGGACCCUGGUCACUGGCGGCGUCAAGGAGGAGACUCGCGCCGCACUGCAGCACCUCUCGGCCGUUCUCGAAGCCGCCGGCUCGAGCCUGGCCAACGCGGUCAAGGUCAACGUCUUUCUGACCACCAUGGACGACUUCACGGCCAUGCACGAGGCCUACAACGAGGCGUUUGCCCAUGUCGAUCCCAAGCCGGUCCGUACCGCGGUAGCCGUGUACCAGCUUCCCCGGGGCGCCAAGGUGGAGAUUGAGUGCUCGGCGGCCCUGAACCCGAGCCACAAGCUGUGAGCGGCGGUUGUGAUAUAAAAAAAUAAGGAAUAAAGGAACGUCGCGUCCAAUAAACAGACAUGACCCCCCAAAUUCCCCUGUGAUCAGGUCAACUGCUAAAGACUGUGCUGGGUGGCUCUUUUUCAACACGACUGACCUGCCUCAAUUCAACCUCACCUGACCCUUUACUAGGCAAAUUGCAGAGCAUGAUAUGUUCAGAAUUG
Messenger RNA from Microdochium trichocladiopsis, 715 nucleotides. Its product is annotated as L-psp endoribonuclease family protein. Gene Ontology annotation, cellular component: cytosol; mitochondrion. The transcript is spliced from 3 exons. The record is from RefSeq and is a predicted model, not a curated record. Gene Ontology annotation, molecular function: deaminase activity. Bases 111 to 512 code for a protein of 133 amino acids. Lineage: Eukaryota; Fungi; Ascomycota; Sordariomycetes; Xylariales; Microdochiaceae.